Molecule: messenger RNA, 865 nt
Organism: Saprolegnia parasitica CBS 223.65
Lineage: Eukaryota; Oomycota; Saprolegniomycetes; Saprolegniales; Saprolegniaceae
Exons: 8
Coding region: 1-840 (279 amino acids)
Biological process (GO): rRNA (guanine-N7)-methylation
Cellular component (GO): nucleolus
Molecular function (GO): rRNA (guanine) methyltransferase activity
Source: RefSeq, a predicted model, not a curated record
AUGAGUCGUCCCGAGCAUGUGAUGCCUCCGGAGCUCUUCUACAAUGAGAAGGAGGCUGCCAAGUACAACUCGAGCUCGCGCAUCAUCAAAAUUCAGAACGACAUCGCCAACCGAGCGAUUGAGCUUUUGAACCUCCCGGAAGACAAGGAAGCGUUCAUCCUCGAUGUGGGCUGCGGCAGUGGCCUUAGCGGCCUCGCGCUCCAGGAACACGGCCAUGCGUGGGUCGGCUGCGACAUCAGUAAGGACAUGCUCGACAUUGCGGCCGAGCGCGAUAGCAGUGGCGACGUGUUUCUCCAAGACAUGGGCUGUGGCCUCCCGUUCCGUCCCGGUGUCUUUGACGGCUGCAUCAGUAUCUCGGCCGUGCAGUGGCUCUGCUACUCGGACAAGAAGGAGCACACGGCGCGAAAGCGCCUCACGCGCUUCUUCUCGUCGCUCUACACGUGUUUGAAGCGCGGCGGCCGCGCGGUCAUCCAGCUCUACCCCGAGACGCCCGAGCAAAUGGAAGAGAUCUCGGGCUGCGCGAUGAAGUCGGGCUUCUCGGGUGGUCUCGUGAUCGACUUUCCCAACAGUGCCAAGGCCAAGAAGUACUUUUUGUGCCUCUUUGCGGGCCACGACCCGACGGUCAAGCCGACGGCGAUGCCCAAGGCGUUGACGGGCGACCCGAAUACGGCGGCGUUUGAGGCGCGCCGUGAGAAGAACAAGAAGGCUCGACGCGGCAACCGAGACAUGCCCAAGAAUCGCGACUGGGUCAUGGCCAAGAAGGACCGGUACCGCAAGCAGGGCAAGGAGGUCAAGAACGACAGUAAAUUCACGGCCCGUCGGCGUCCGUCCGGCUUUUAAGCAUGCUGCGACUGCUGCUACUUGU